This is a messenger RNA of Rhincodon typus (whale shark), 1625 nucleotides long. RefSeq names its product trans-1,2-dihydrobenzene-1,2-diol dehydrogenase. The coding region runs from base 92 to 1096 and encodes 334 amino acids. NCBI's taxonomy places the organism in Eukaryota, Metazoa, Chordata, Chondrichthyes, Orectolobiformes, Rhincodontidae. Gene Ontology annotation, molecular function: nucleotide binding. The transcript is spliced from 7 exons. The record is from RefSeq and is a predicted model, not a curated record.
CAGACAGACAGGGAGACCGGGACAGACACAGGGACAGGGACAGAGAAACAGGGACAGAGAGAUCGGGACAGGGACAGGAACAGGAACAGAGAUGGCCACUCGGUGGGGAAUCUGCGGAUCCGGCAGGAUCAGUCACGACUUCAUGGUGGCGCUGAAAACCCUCCCCGCAUCAGAACAUCAGGCGGUGGCGGUCGCCUCUCGGGAUUCCUCCCGGUCCCGGGAGUUCGCGGAGCGACACCAAAUCCCCAAAUCGUACGGUUCAUACCGAGAGCUGGCGGCCGAUCCCGAUGUCGACAUUGUCUACGUGGGUAUCAUUAACCCAGAGCACCUGAAGGUGGCUUUACUCAUGCUGAAUGCUGGAAGGAAUGUUCUCUGUGAGAAGCCCCUGGCCAUGAAUCUGCGCGAAGUCCAACAGCUGGUCAGUGCAGCCCGAGACAAGAACCUUUUCCUCAUGGAGGGUUUAUGGACACGUUUUUUUCCUGUCUCUAAGGCAAUCCGUGGUCUGCUAAAAGAGGAUAACAUGGGUGAGAUUAAAAUAGUAAAAGCAGAGUUUGGAACGCACAUGUUGGAAACUCCACGGCUGGUGGAGAAAGAAUUGGGCGGUGGAGUACUGCUGGACAUUGGCUGUUACUGCCUGCAGUUUGUCUGCAUGGUGUUCCAUGGUGAAAAGCCAGAGUCCAUUCAUGCCACAGGAUUCCUGACUGAGAAGGGGGUUGAUGAAGCAGUGACCAUUGUGCUUAAGUACUCCAGAAAACGAAUGGCUAUGAUAACUGUAUCCAUGGCAAUACAGCUCACUAACCAGGCGACCAUCAGUGGGACAAAAGGAACAAUCACAGUUCCAAGCUGCAUGUGGUGCCCAACAAGUCUGGUGGUGAAUGGCAAUGUCCAGGAGUUCCCACUGCCAGUUCCAUCUCAACCUCUCAACUUCACAAACAGCACAGGCCUGCGGUAUGAAGCUGACCAAGUGAGGCAGUGUCUCCAGAAAGGGCUUAAGGAGUGUCCUGAGCUGCCACUGGCUGAGAGUGAGCUGAUAAUGAGCAUUUUGGAUGAGGCACGAAGGCAGCUGGGGGUAGUAUACACACAAGACACAGCCUGAGGCAAGAAAAACUCCAAAUGCUGCGUGAAUGACAUGAAAAUGCUGUCCCCAUUCUCCCAUUGCUGCUGAAAGCUUUCUAAAAAAAAACACACCACAGCCAGGCACUCUGGUUGCUGCUGCACGGAGGAUCCUAUGAUACAGCCAAUCAAACAUACCUCAAAUUAUAGAAUUAAUCACGGAACAUCGUACAGCACAAUGCUGGCCAACCCCAUGCACCCUGGUUGAAAUUCUCUUCUAAACAGCUUGUACUUCCAGUGCAGAGACAGUAGAGCCAGAAUACAGAAACUGACAGUUACCCUAGCACCAUCAGAUGAAAGUACCUUGAAACUUAACAUUGCUGCACUCAAAAACCAACUAACCCAGCCACAGGUCCAAGAUUGCUAUUCAGUGACAGCACCUGGGAGGUCUAAUAGGGGCUGUCCUGUGCAGUGUGUACAUGUUUCUGAUGUUUAACUGCGCCACACCAAUCAAAUAAGAUUGAAUUCACUACAAAAUAAAAUCUGGUGCAAACACCUGAAUGUCAUACUGA